UGGGGAGGAGUACAAAUAUGAUGUUGUGCUGGAGAUGAAGGAAUUAGCGAGUAAGGGAAUGACCGUGGAGGUUGUAAAGGAGAUCAACGCCCUGGACCCUAACUUCUUUGUGCACAAUCCUGAUCUUCUAUUUCAACUUAAGCAGGUCGAGUUUCUUAAGUUGGUCAGCUCCGGUGAUCGUGAUAGAGCUAUACAGGUUGCAAAAUCAUAUUUAGGUCCUUCAACAGCUAGCAAUGCAACUUUGCUUAAACCUUUGAAGGAGACCCUCUUCUUGGCUUUAAUGUCACCCAAUGAAGAUGCACUUACGAAAGGAGUACCUCUGUCUCUCCUAGCAACUUCGCUCCAGGUGGCAUUGGGUAGGAGGCUUGGCAUAGAAGAACCACAGCUGAUGAAGAUAGUGAUAACAACAAUUCACUCACACAGUGAGUGGUUUAAAAUUCAAAUGUGUAAAGAGCGUUUCGAAGGACUUCUGAAGAUCGAUUCUUUGAAGGAUAUUAACACUCCCCUACUUACUGAAUCCAAAUCCAACAUGAAUCUUGAUGCUGACACCUCUGGGUCUUCCCAAGUUACAGUGUCUUUCAAGUAGCAGAAUG
This is a messenger RNA of Papaver somniferum (opium poppy), 593 nucleotides long. RefSeq lists its product as uncharacterized. The record is from RefSeq and is a predicted model, not a curated record. Bases 35 to 586 code for a protein of 183 amino acids. Gene Ontology annotation, cellular component: cytoplasm; nucleus. The transcript has 3 exons. NCBI's taxonomy places the organism in Eukaryota, Viridiplantae, Streptophyta, Magnoliopsida, Ranunculales, Papaveraceae. Gene Ontology annotation, biological process: proteasome-mediated ubiquitin-dependent protein catabolic process.